Raphanus sativus (radish) is the source of this 4793-nucleotide messenger RNA. Its product is annotated as ABC transporter G family member 42-like. The transcript is spliced from 22 exons. Gene Ontology annotation, cellular component: membrane. The record is from RefSeq and is a predicted model, not a curated record. NCBI's taxonomy places the organism in Eukaryota, Viridiplantae, Streptophyta, Magnoliopsida, Brassicales, Brassicaceae. Gene Ontology annotation, molecular function: ATP binding; ATP hydrolysis activity; ABC-type transporter activity. The coding region runs from base 459 to 4706 and encodes 1415 amino acids.
UAUUCUUACGUAGUCAACAAUUUUACACGGUUCCAUCUCUUAUUCGACAGGCUGUGUGGCAUGGCAAUAUCAUAGAUAUCUUCUGGCCAGAAGCAACUCUUUUGUUAUAUAUUAUCCUAUUUAUGGAGUUUGAUGUGUUGUACCCUUGAAGAUCGUUUUCUCCAAAAAUAGUUGGGUUGAAUAUGACUUAGUGUCUGACAUGCCAUGUUCCACUUUCCAUGUUAUUUGGCAGUUGAAUUUUCAACUGCUCUUCAAAUCAAACCCGACUCUUGGUACUUACCUACCUUGUUUGAAGCAGACAAGAACUACACAAAAUAGAGUUGAUCCAUGCUCGUGGGGCUUCGCAUUAAGACCUCUAACUUAUGUCCAUGUCGUGAAGCCCCCACUUGGGUUGUGAUCAUUUCUCUAUAUAACUUCUUCUGUAACGUAGAAUCUUUUUGGGAAUCUUGUCUCCAGUAAUGACAACGCCUCAAAUAGCUGGAGAUGAGAAUGGUAACGUUGGUGAUGAGGAGGUUCGCUCUCAAUGGGCUGCUAUUGAGAGAUUACCAACGUUUGAAAGGAUCACUACUGCUCUGUUCUGGAACAGAGAUGAACAAGGGAGGAGAAACGAGAGACGAGUCAGGGAUGUUUCUAAACUUGAAGAUCUUGAUAGACAUCUCUUUAUUGAUGAUCUCAUUAAACAUGUUGAGGAUGAUAAUCUCCAGUUAUUGCAGAAAGUUAAGAACAGAAUCGAUGAGGUUGGUCUCGAGUUACCGACGAUUGAAGUGAGGUUCAGUGAUCUUUUUGUGGAAGCAGAGUGUGAGGUAGUUUAUGGAAAGCCCAUCCCAACUCUUUGGAAUGCUAUUGCAAGCAGACUAUCUAGAGUCAUGUGUUUAAAGAAAGAAAAAAACAUAAGCAUCUUGAAUGGCGUCAGUGGUAUCGUAAGGCCUAAAAGAAUGACUUUGUUGCUUGGUCCUCCUAGUUGUGGUAAAACCACUCUGCUACUUGCACUAGCUGGAAGACUCGACCCUUCUUUGAAGACUACAGGAAACGUUAGUUACAACGGUCACUUAUUAUCAGAGUUUGUUCCUGAAAAAACAUCAAAUUAUGUAAGUCAAAAUGAUCUACACAUUCCAGAGAUUACUGUAAGAGAGACACUCGAUUUUUCAGGAUGUUUUCAAGGCACAGGAAGCCGUUUAGAAACUGUGAAAGAGAUUAGUAGAAGGGAGAAACUGAAAGGAAUAGUUCCUGAUCCUGAUAUAGAUGCAUACAUGAAGGCAGCUUCAAUUGAAGGUUCAAAGACUAAUCUGCAAACUGAUUAUAUCCUAAAGAUCCUAGGACUCAGUUUCUGUGCAGAUACACGCGUUGGAGAUACUUCAAGACCAGGAAUAUCUGGUGGCCAAAAGAGAAGAUUAACUACAGGUGAGACGAUCGUAGGUCCAAUCAAAACUCUGUUCAUGGAUGAAAUAUCUAAUGGUCUGGACAGUUCAACAACGUUCCAGAUUGUAUCUUGUCUCCAACAUUAUGCCCUUCUGUCUGAAGGAACCAUAGUGGUUUCACUGCUUCAGCCUGCACCAGAAACAUUUGAGAUUUUUGACGAUGUGAUUCUUAUGGGAGAAGGAAAGAUAAUCUACAUUGGUCCAAGGGAUUAUAUUUGUACAUUCUUUGAGGAUUGUGGAUUUAAAUGUCCAACUAGAAAAUCUGUUGCUGAAUUUCUUCAGGAGGUUAUCUCAAGGAAAGAUCAAGAACAGUAUUGGUGUCACAUAGACAAACCUUAUUGUUAUGUCUCCAUUGACUCAUUUAUAGAGAGGUUCAAAAAGUCUGAGCUUGCGUUACAACAACAAGAAGAACUCUCCAAGACACAUGACAAGUCUCAGGCUCAGAAAGAGGCUUUAUGCUCAAGAAAAUACUCACUUAGUAACUGGGAGAUGUUAAGAGCUUGCUCAAGGAGAGAGUUUCUUCUGAUAAAAAGAAACUCUUUUGUUUAUGUUUUCAAGUCUGGACUCGUAAGUUUAUGGCUUCUUUACCAGAAAAUCUAUACUUGUUUUAACCAUUACAUGCUAAACCCUUUUACCUUUUUACUGCAGUUGAUCUGCAUUGGAUCUAUUGCAAUGACGGUUUAUCUAAGGACUGGGUCUAAAAGAGAUGUAGUGCAUGCUAAUUAUCUUAUGGGUUCUUUGUUCUUUUCAAUCUUUAAAAUGCUUGCUGAUGGACUUCCAGAACUCACACUAACAAUUUCAAGGCUCUCAGUGUUCUACAAGCAGAAAGAGUUGUACUUUUAUCCUGCUUGGGCCUAUGCAGUUCCUUCAGCUAUUUUAAAGAUACCCAUUUCAUUUCUUGAAGCUUUUAUGUGGACGUCGUUGACAUAUUAUGUCAUUGGUUAUAGUCCUGAUAUUGGCAGGUUCUUUCGCCAGUUCUUGAUCUUCUUUGCUUUACACCUUUCAUGUAUAUCAAUGUUCCGUGCUAUAGCCGCCACCUUUAGAGAUUUUGUUCUUGCCACAACAAUUGGAACUGUCUCUGUAGUGCUUCUCUCAUUAUUCGGAGGAUUCGUCCUUCGAAAACCGUCCAUGCCUGCUUGGCUUCAGUGGGGUUUCUGGUUGUCUCCAUUGUCAUAUGCUGAGAUUGGUCUAACCUCAAAUGAAUUUUUCUCUACACGAUGGAGUCAGACAACAUCUGGAAACAGAACGUUAGGGGAAGAAGUUCUUGAUGCUCGAGGGCUGAACUUUGGUGAUCAAUCUUACUGGAGUGCAUUUGCUGCUUUAAUUGGCUUGGCAUUCUUCUUCAAUAUUAUUUUUGUACUGGCUUUGACAUUUCUAAAGGCAUCAAAUAGGUCUCGCGCGAUUGUGUCUGGUGAUGAUAACAGUCAAAGUUCAGGAAACCACAAUAAGUCAAGUUCUAAAGUUGCUUCCCAAUCCAAAAAUGCAUUACCUUUCAAGCCCCUUACUUUCACAUUUCAAGACGUUUGUUAUUUCGUCCAAACUCCUCAGGGCAAGAAGGUGCAGCUUCUCUCUAACGUUACAGGGGCAUUCAAGCCUGGUGUUCUCACUGCUCUAAUGGGUGUGAGUGGUGCUGGUAAAACGACUCUGAUGGAUGUUCUCUCUGGAAGGAAAAGCCGCGGUGACAUUGAAGGAGAGAUCCAAGUAGGUGGUUACCGUAAGGUUCAAGAAACCUUCGCAAGGGUUUCAGGUUAUUGUGAACAGUUUGAUAUUCACUCUCCCAAUUUAACCAUAGAAGAGUCGUUGGAAUACUCUGCUUGGCUUCGACUUCCUUCUACCAUCAACUCAGAAACAAAGAGGGCAAUAGUCAGAGAAGUUCUUGAGACAAUAGAGCUGGAGGGUAUUAAAGAUUCCAUAGUAGGACUUCCUGGAGUUAGCGGUUUGACAACAGAACAACGCAAGAGACUAACAAUAGCUGUGGAGCUUGUUGCCAAUCCUUCAAUCAUAUUCAUGGAUGAACCAACCACAGGAUUAGAUGCAAGAGCUGCUGCGAUUGUGAUGAGAGCUGUGAAGAACAUCACAGAGACUGGCAGGACUGUUGUUUGCACCAUUCACCAACCGGGAACUGAUAUCUUUGAAGCAUUUGAUGAGCUGGUUUUGAUGAAAAAUGGAGGACGGAUUAUCUAUCAUGGACCUCUUGGACAACAUUCAAGCAAUGUUAUUGAAUACUUUAUGAGGAUUCCUGGAGUUCCGGAAAUGAAAGAGAACACUAAUCCAGCAACUUGGUUACUAGACAUUACAUCUAGAUCAUCAGAAGACAAACUUGGUGUUGACUUGGCCCAAAUAUACAAGGAAUCUUCUUUGUUUAAGGAGAACAAUAUAGUAAUAGAGCAAAUGAGAGGUACAUCUUCAGAAACAGAAGAACUAACCUCCUCGACGCGUUAUGCUCAAACGGGUUGGGAACAGUUCAAGGCAUGCCUAUGGAAACAACAACUCUCUUAUUGGAGAAACCCUUCCUACAAUCUCACUCGCAUCCUCUUCAUGUGUUUUACCUCUGUGAUCUGUGGCGUUUUGUUCUGGCAAAAGGCUAAGAAAAUAGACACUCAACAAGAUCUUUUCAACGUAUUGGGAUCAAUGUACACGGUGGUUCUUUUCACUGGAAUGAACAAUUGCUCUACAGUGUUAUUCUGCAUUGCAACCGAGAGAAAUGUCUUCUACCGUGAAAGAUUUUCUCAAAUGUACAACUCAUGGGCCUACUCCCUUGCACAGGUGUUGGUUGAGAUUCCAUACUCAUUAGUCCAGUCUAUUUUAUGUGUGAUAAUCUUAUAUCCUAUGGUUGGCUAUUACUUCUCGGUGUACAAAGUGUUUUGGAGCUUCUACGCAGUCUUCUGCACGUUGCUCAUUUACAACUAUUUUGGUAUGCUUUUAGUCGUCAUCACCCCAAACAUUCACGUUGCUUUUACUCUCCGUUCGGCCUUCUACUCAAUGGUCAAUCUCUUCGCUGGUUAUGUCAUCCCAAAACCUAGCAUUCCGAAAUGGUGGAUUUGGAUGUAUUACUUGAGCCCCACGUCAUGGGUUUUGAAUGGAUUGCUCACGUCUCAGUAUGGUGAUAUGGAGAAUGAGGUAAUAGCGUUCGGAGAGAGGAAGAAGGUUUCAGAUUUCGUGGAAGAAUAUUUUGGUUUCAGAUAUGAUUCUUUGGCUCUUGUAGCUAUCGUUCUCAUUGCCUUUCCCAUUCUCUUAGCAUCUCUUUUUGCAUUCUUCAUAGGUAAACUCAAUUUCCAAAAGAAGUGAUUUACUGUAAUCCUGCUUCACAGUGUCAGUAUGAAGAAUAACGUUUGGUAUUUAGCAAAUAAAUAAAUUAAGCUUUCUAGAUUUAUU